Somion occarium is the source of this 5045-nucleotide messenger RNA. NCBI's taxonomy places the organism in Eukaryota, Fungi, Basidiomycota, Agaricomycetes, Polyporales, Cerrenaceae. The record is from the annotation of a GenBank genome assembly.
CAAAGUGGUACCGAGCUCAUCUUCCUACCACGUCCUGCCCACCGUCCUCGUCGACGUCGACGCAUAUAAUAUCUUAUUUAUCGUCUUUGCUCUUAGUCUGUGCUUGUACUUUUCCCGCUACGACCUUAUCUCUGGCGUGCCCUCGCUAUCGAGAGCAAGCCGUCCGAGUCCAGCUAGCCAGGAGAGAGUACACCCUCGACGUGUCUCCCUCCCAGCUGGUCUCACCAGCGACACCUCUGCAUGAGCCUUCUCCAUGCCUAUUUUCACGCUAGAAACCAGCAGGCGUUCAAACGCCUGCUCGAUACCCCUCAUGGUUCCUCUUCUAAUGGUCAACCCAGCUCAAGCGGCGGCAGGUCGUGGAAUCGCCCUAGUCCUCUAUCUUCCGACCUGAACGUGAACGUUAGAGAUGCUCUGGGUCGUACUGUCCUUCAUCUUGCUGCUGCUUCGACUGCACCGUCUGCUCCUGAAUACAUUCGCAUGCUGCUCGCUCAUCCGCAUAUUAACGUGAACUUACAAGACUACGAGAGUCACUGGACUGCGUUGCAUCAUGCAUUGUAUCACGGAAACAUUGCCACAGCACUUCUUCUAUUACAAAGGAACGAUAUAGAGCCUGACCUAAAGGAUUUGGAGGGCUAUCGCGCUUUCGAUCUUUACAAUUCCACAGUGGAGCACACCAAGCCGGAUAAGGGGAAUGGACUGCUCUAUACAUGGGGAACGAAUAGAAAUGCGUCUCUUGGUCUCGGAGACCCCGACGACAGAACAUUUCCUGACCUCGUUGUCCUGGAACGUCCUGAUACGUCUUCGGUGGACACUCUGGACACCCGGUUCCAACCCGUAUUCGUAGAUAAGGUGGCCAUGGCGAAGCUUCAUACCGCAGUACUGACCAAUGAACCCCGGAAUAAUAUUCGUCUGUGUGGGUUUGGUAGCGGAGGACGCCUUGGACCUGGGAAUCACACUCAAUACGCCUUCCAAUCCAUCCCACUUCCUUCAUCUACCGGACCUCCCCCUUCACAAUAUUCUCAAUAUGGUGCUACUUCAGGUUCCUCCCAGCGCAUAGUCGAAAUUGCUCUUGGGCAAGAUCAUACACUCGCCCUCACUGCUGCCGGCGAGGUUCUAUCCUGGGGUCUCAACCGUUUUUCCCAACUUGGUUAUGUUGUUGAAGGCGCCACCAACCUUCUAAAUGGAACGAAGGAGGAGAUUCAGAGUAUGCCUAGGAAAGUACCCAGUCUCAAGAACAAGUUCAUUAUUGGGGUUGCUGCGUGUAAGACUGCCUCGGUUUGUUGGGUAGAGAAUGAGGUUUGGACCUGGGGAACAAAUGGCGGACAACUUGGGUACGAUCGUAGUGCACACCCUGUUCAGGUUACUCCAAGGAUCGUAACAAAGAUUACUCAGUCCGUACUGUCUAUCGCCAUAACAGACUCAGCCAUGGCCUGUCUACUUGAGACAAACGACGUAGUUUGCCUGUGCAAUGACAUCUACUUUAAGAUCAAUUUCCCCACUCAGACAUUUCCUUCUGAGAUUGCGACCUACCGGCCACCUCAAGCAGUCCGGAAUGCCAGUAUACAGAAGAUUACCUCGUGCGAGAACACCUUUGCUGCGCUUUCUUCCAAUGGGGAGCUCUUUAUGUUCACUCUACCCAGUGCCGGAGUGGUCAAACCACAACGGGUGUGGGCGUUGAGAAAACAGUUCAGUGCUGUCACUGACGUUGCGCUAGGUGCAGACAGUUCAAUCAUCAUAUGCACGGAAUCCGGUCACGUCUUCGUCCGUUCACGGACGUUCAAAUCAAUUUCUUCUACCGGCUCUGCUGCAGGCGGAUCGAGCGCCAAGACGUUCAAGUUCCAGCGUGUACCCUCUAUCCACCGUGUCAAGUCUGUCUGCGCUAAUAGCACGGGUGCUUUUGGUGCCAUCAAGUUGGAGACAGGAGCACAAGACGUCAAAGUCGAAGGACCUUUGAUUCAGGAAAGUUUGGCCCACAUCCAACCGUACGUUCCGUGGGACGAAACAACGUCAGAGGAUGAUGGGAGCUCGGAAAGAAGCUCAGACAUCGUGAAGAGUGGAAUGGAAGUGGAGGAGGUCGAUGAUGACGACGACGCUGCAAUCUCGAUGGAUGCCAGAGAGAUUGUCAGGCUCUGUCGCUUGCUGUUGCAAGAUCGGCUAGCUCGCAAGGACACGGGAGGCUUGUUCAACUCCUCGGACUUGUCUUUUGGUGCCGACCUCAUCGUUCGGACACAAUCCGGUACGGAGCUUCCAUGCCACAAGCUCGUUUUGGCCGCUCGAUCUUCUGUCCUUUCUUCAAUUCUGGAGGGUACGGACGUGAUUCAUAACAGAGACUGGAAUAUCUCUAUCAAACUCGCUUCACCGUCAAAGCGAUGCACUACAUGCUAUUGUCCAGAUGGUUUACGACUUGCUCCAUGGGCUAAGAAGUCACACCUGAUGAUUUCUGGGGUACAUCCGCUUUCCGUUCUGGUUCUGCUGGAAUAUUUGUACACCGACGAAGUUCUCGCCAUUUGGGAUCCGCGCAUUUCACGAUUGGUCCAAGGACAUCUUACGUCCCUCAAGACGAAAUCAGCUGUAAUCAAGCUAGAACUCCAGCGUCUCGCUCAACUCCUCGAUCUUCCCUUCCUUUCCAAGGUUCUCGAUGCUCCCGUGAAACGUACACCAGAACCUUCCAUGGCAGCGAAUCUGCUACAUCUUUCCGAAACAAUCCAGUCCUCCUGGAAGGAUAUGUCGUCGGAACAUCCAAGUAAACCUGAUGUCGUGCUUGUCUUUGCGGAUCGAGAGGUGCCGUGUCACUCAACUGUGCUGAGAUCGCGAUCGGAGUUGUUUGCUGCGUUCUUUGACGACGAGCAAUGGACCAAGAGAAGAUGGACUGAGGAGGAUUUGGUCAGAGUUGACCUUAGCCAUAUGAGGUGGAACACUGCAUCUUACGUUGUGAAGUUCCUGUAUGGAGGUGAUGUGCGGAUGUUUGACGUCAUGGAAUUCAUCAACACUGUCGACGAACUGGUUGAAUUUAUGUUCGAGAUCAUGGCAUGUGCGAACGAACUUCUUCUGGACCGGCUCUUCCUCAUUUGUGCUUCGGUCAUCGUCAAACGCGUCAACAUAACGAACGCCUGUCUUGUUCUCAACGAGGCAUCCUACUACAAUGUGAUACCUCUAAUACGCUCAAUCCAACAGUACAUAGCGAUCAACCUCGAAACCUUCCUAGAGAGUCACCUCCUGGACGACCUCCCCAAUGAUCUUCUCAGACAGCUCUCAGUCUUCGUUCGAGAACAACAAGCUUCGAAGUCACCAGUGUCCCGUUCUGGCAUAUUGACCAACAUGGCAAUGGAGAAACACAAGGAAUGGCUGGCCAUGGAAGACUUCCCGCAACCUAUUACGAAGACAUCACGUCAUCCAUCCCGCAUAGUAUCUUCAGCCAAGCUUUCGCCACCCACUCCUUCACGGAAGAAGGAACGCAGUUUGGGAUCAAUAAUCUCUCCAUCAACCAGUCCAGCUUUGCGUCCUCAGAUUUCGCCGUUAGCACCUCAACCUCCUCAUGUUGGCCCCGCCGAAGACGAGGUGUUCAUGAUGGACGAGACAGUUCCCUCGCUGAAUCUCAACCAGAGCGCCGGACCUUCAAUCAAGCUCGAGUCACAAGGGCAGAGCGGUAAGCCAACUGUUAGCUGGAAAGUUUCAUCUGUACCAAAAGUGGACAUGAAGGCGAUCAUGGCUGAGGCAGCCACCAGCAGGUUGAUAGGCUCUCGAACUUCAUCUUCGUCUAACCUUCAACAAGCUGCGACCGGUGUUGCGGCCGAUGCUGCGAAUUGGCGAACACCACAGCAGACGAAUCGACCUCUCCCCGAGACGCCUGAAAGACCUGCUCCGCGGAACGCUUCAGGUUCUCCUUGGAGGGUCCCGUCCGUCGGCACCCUCGCAGCCCCGAGUUCGCCUCCUGGUACUCCUCCCACUGGUUCGCAAGUUCAAGCUCCACCUUCACGGGGUAAGGAGACUAGUUUGCCAUCGGCCUCGAAACCACCAUUAGUCACUAGGAGCAGUGUUGGAUAUCGAGAACCAAUGACUCCUCCUCGCAUGCCAGGAAUGGGACCUGUGUUUACACCGUCGAAGCAGGGCCCCAGUAAGCCGGGGCCUUCAUCUGGUGCUCAUCGCGUUUCGAAUGGAACCGCAUGGACAUUACCACCGGUUCAGCCAUCCGUUAAACCCGCAUCUUCGGGCUCAUCGAUGUCCUUCACUGCUAUUCAAAUGGCUCAACUGGAGCAGGAAACUGUGCCUGUCAAGGACAAACGCUCGCUCAAGGAGAUCCAAGAAGAAGAGCAAGCCCGUCAAGUGGAGGAGGACUUCAUGAAGUGGUGGGCCGCGGAGGAGGAACGAGUGAAGCAAGAGGAACAAGCUAUAGUCGCCGCUCUUGCCCCUUCACGCCCACAGCAGCAGAAGGCCAAGAAGGGGAAAGCGAAGGGGUCUUCUGCUCAAGGUCCUAACCCGAAACCUUCACGACAGACGCAAGAACCACAAGUGCAGCAACGUCAGGAGCAAGCUGGAGAUGGUGUUCGUAAACGGAAUCGCAGGCCGGUCGGGAAGAAGGAAGCAAAGGUCCCUCAGGCUCCUGGUCCCCAAUAACACUAACCCAUGUGGCUUUAUUAAGUGUAUCAAUGUACGAUAGGGUAAUUAGCUAAUUGCUCCAUAUUUUCUGUUCCGAUGUAGAACUUUGGGUAUCUCACGAUAGAGCAGUCGUAGCAUACGUAGAAUGGCUUGUAUACGAAUCAUAAUCACGAGAGGAUUUUUUGUUGUAUGGAGUAGAUGGCGAACAGUUGUAAUACUGUACAGUGAAUGACUACACUUGCAGACCUGCCAGUCCGGUUCUUGGCCCGCUCGAUGGCAUUGGUAUGAGAAAUAUGUUUCUGCCAGUUUUCCAGUGAUGGAAGCAAAGGCUGUAUCCGUUACAACCAUAUUAGAAUCAGACAGUGUCCAGGCAUGUAGUGUAACUACGGAGUAAGAUACAAUAUAUGAAGAUGCUUGUCUCUAUUACAGUCCUACGUCGUGGUUCUCUU